GCACUGCACGCUCCCGCACUCGCCUCUCUGCCGCCUUCUUCUGGCACACAGGAGUUUAACUCCUGGCUCCAAAUGUUACCCGUUUAGUGACAAAUCGAUUCGGGGGUUUAGGACAACGUCUUCGGUGAAUUGUUUUUCGCGGUACCGUGAGCGAAGACCUGAGCGGCGCGUGUCCAGAGUCAGCCAGUCAGUCAGUGACGUUGACACAGCAGUAAGGUUAGUGGUGUUUGAUGUGUGGACGGUCUCUCGCCUGCGUCCCCCCCCAGCGUCUGCCACAAUGAGCGAAUACUUCAGCCUGUCGGACAGUGACGUUAUCGGCUUCGACCUGGACCACACGCUCUGCCGCUACCACCUGAAGGAGACCUCCAGGCUGAUCUAUGAGAGCUUUGCCAGGUAUCUGGUGGAGCAUAAAGGCUAUGACAAGGACCUGCUGAACCUAACCCCGGCUACCUGGGAUUUCUGUUUUAAAGGACUAGUAGUGGAUCUGGAGGAUGGAAACCUUGUGAAGCUGGCUGAAGAUGGAACUGUUUUGCGAGCGACCCACGGAAGCGUUGACCUGAGCACAGAAGACAUCAUCAAACAUUACGGUCCAAAAAGAGAGUGGAAGCACUUCAACAGCCUCAAUACUUCCUUCACAAGAUCUGCAAAAUAUUAUUUCUAUGACAACUACUUUGAUUUGCCUGGGGCUCUCCUCUGUGGAAGAGUUGUGGACAUGUUGCAUAAGCGGGGAAAUGAGGUGAAUUCCGACUUUUGGAAAGACAUGGUUGCUGCCAUCGACCACAAUUACAACACAUCUGCAUUCAAAGAGGAUGCAGGGACGUACUUCCCCAGUGUGAAGAGGGACCCGGGCCGGUACCUGCAGCCCUGCUCCGACUCGGUCAAGACCUGGCUACGCAGCAUGAAGAGCGCCGGGAAGGUCCUCCUCCUCAUCACCAGCUCCCACAGUGACUACUGCAGGCUUAUCUGUGAACACAUCCUGGGCAAGGAUUUCGAAGAGCUAUUUGACGUCAUCAUCACGAACGCCCUGAAGCCCGGUUUCUUCUCCUUGGUGCCCCAGCAGAGGCCCUUCAGGACCCUUGUGAACGACGUGGAGGAGAGCGAGGGGCUGCCGGCGCUGGACAAACCCGGCUGGUACUCCCAGGGCAACUGGCCACACCUCCACGAGCUGGUCAAGACCAUGACGGGCAAACCAGAGCCCAAGGUUGUGUAUUUUGGAGAUAGCAUGAGGUCGGACAUGUUCCCUGCCACCACCUUUGGGAACUGGGAGACAGUGAUGAUCGUGGAGGAAAUGGAGGGGGAGGGCGUCCCCAAGAGUGAUGCAGCCAUGUCCAAUGAGGCCCAAGUGGAGCCGCUGGAGAAGAAGGGAAAGUUUGAGGACCAGGGCAUGAAGUCCCCCUCUGACGUGUCCAAGCAGUGGGGCUCCUACUUUGUGGACGUACAUGGAAGCGGAGGGGAGGAAGAGAGCCAGAAACUGACCUGGUGCUGCCACUGCAUUCACAAAUACAGCACCGUGGCCAUCCCCAGUGUGGAGCACAUAGCAGAUCUCCCUCUGGAUUACAAGUUCCCCAGGUUUUCUCCGGACAAGCCCUGCACCACAGGCUACUACCCCAGGCCCCCGGAUUCUUUGUUGAAGAUGUGCGAGAGUCUGUCGUAAAAAAAAAAGAAUGGAAAAAGUUUUUAAAAAAAGAAAAG
Etheostoma cragini (Arkansas darter) is the source of this 1692-nucleotide messenger RNA. RefSeq names its product 5'-nucleotidase domain containing 1 (gene nt5dc1). Gene Ontology annotation, molecular function: 5'-nucleotidase activity. Bases 278 to 1654 code for a protein of 458 amino acids. The transcript is spliced from 12 exons. NCBI's taxonomy places the organism in Eukaryota, Metazoa, Chordata, Actinopteri, Perciformes, Percidae. The record is from RefSeq and is a predicted model, not a curated record.